AUGACGCAGUCACUGUGCUCGCCGUUCUCGGAGUCUUGGAUGCUUUCCGCGGGCUGGAGCUCAGCUCUGCCGCCCCGCUCCGAUAGGGACGACGCCUGCUCCACCGCCUCGUCCCCGAACUCCUGGGCCCCUCUGCCGAGCCCCACGCAGCCCCGCGAGCGCCCGGUCUCCCACGCCCCGAGGGCAGUGAGGCGUGCCGCCCGCGGGAGCCGCCUGGGUAGCGGGCAGCGGCAGAGCGCCAGCGAACGCGAGAAGCUGCGCAUGCGCACGCUCGCCCGCGCCCUGCACGAGCUGCGCCGCUUUCUGCCGCCGUCCGUGGCGCCCGCUGGCCAGAGCCUGACCAAGAUCGAGACGCUGCGCCUGGCCAUCCGCUACAUCGGCCACUUGUCGGCCGUGCUCGGCCUCAGCGAGGAGAGCCUGCAGCGUCGGCACCGGAGGCUCAGCGAGGCGGUGCCCUCUCGGAGCUGUCCGCUUUGCCCCGACGGCGGUCCAGCGCAGACGCAGACGCAGGGCCUGGGUUCGUCUGCUUGCGCUGCCGAAUCCUGGGGGUUCCCGGCCGCGGGUCUCGGAGCCCCGGCAGCUGUCAAGCCUCGCGACUCACUGGUGCGCUAUGAUGAGACGGUGUGCCACGAGGGACCGGCCAUGGCACCGAGCCCCUCAUCUCCGCUCUUUCCUGGCGACGUGCUGGCCCUGCUGGAGACCUGGCUGCCCUUGUCACCCCUGGAGUGGCCGCCAGCCUGA
Messenger RNA from Chrysochloris asiatica (Cape golden mole), 741 nucleotides. RefSeq names its product mesoderm posterior 1 homolog (mouse) (gene MESP1). The coding region runs from base 1 to 741 and encodes 246 amino acids. Gene Ontology annotation, molecular function: RNA polymerase II cis-regulatory region sequence-specific DNA binding; DNA-binding transcription factor activity, RNA polymerase II-specific; protein dimerization activity. Gene Ontology annotation, biological process: mesoderm formation; regulation of transcription by RNA polymerase II; heart morphogenesis. The transcript is spliced from 2 exons. NCBI's taxonomy places the organism in Eukaryota, Metazoa, Chordata, Mammalia, Afrosoricida, Chrysochloridae. Gene Ontology annotation, cellular component: nucleus. The record is from RefSeq and is a predicted model, not a curated record.